This is a messenger RNA of Magnolia sinica, 1934 nucleotides long. RefSeq lists its product as uncharacterized. The coding region runs from base 51 to 1484 and encodes 477 amino acids. NCBI's taxonomy places the organism in Eukaryota, Viridiplantae, Streptophyta, Magnoliopsida, Magnoliales, Magnoliaceae. Gene Ontology annotation, biological process: UDP-N-acetylgalactosamine biosynthetic process. The record is from RefSeq and is a predicted model, not a curated record. Gene Ontology annotation, molecular function: UDP-N-acetylglucosamine 1-carboxyvinyltransferase activity. The transcript has 6 exons.
CUUUACUACUUAAAUACACCGCAUCAUCCAAAAUCUCCCGCCUCUCUCCGAUGGCUUUCGUCUCCGACAUUUCCUCAAAUCUUUUCUCUCAUACCAUCCCUCAAAACCUCUCUUCUCUAUCUCUCAAGAAAAAAACAUUCCCGCCGCUCGCCCUCCGUUACCAAACUACCCUCCAAACUCUAACCCUAGAUGCCAAGCUCAUUGUAACCGGCCCAUCCCAACUCUCCGGUCACGUCGAGAUCAGCGGCUCCAAGAACUCGGCACUAGCGGUCCUCGCUGGGACCCUCUGCUGCUCCGGUACUUCUAUUCUCCGCAGAAUGCCAGAUCUCUCUGAUACUAGAUCGAUGAUCUCGAUUCUGCAGUCUUUGGGAUCUCGAGUCGAAAUCUCCAAUGGAGAAAUUGUGGUCAAUACGGAGGGGAUUUGCUCUCUGGAGCCAUGUCCGCGUUCGGUCGGGAAAAUGCGGGCUGGGUUUUUUGUAGUGGGACCGCUGCUCUCUCGGUUUGGAGAGGCUGUGGUCGCGCUUCCUGGCGGCUGUGAUAUCGGGGCUCGCCCUACUGAUUUGUUUCUCGAUGGGCUUCGAGCGCUUGGUGCUGUUGUCGAAUUGAGGGAUGGGAAGGUGCAUGCAUGUGCUGCAAAUGGCAGAAGGCUGGUUGGGGGAAGGUUCCAUCUUAGUUACCCCAGCGUUGGUGCGACAGAAACUCUUAUGAUGGCAGCGUCAAUGGCUGAUGGAGUGACAGUGCUUACAAAUGUAGCCCAAGAACCAGAAGUGGUUGAUCUUGCACAGUUUCUGAUUGCUAGUGGGGCAAUUGUGGAAGGAGUUGGAACAGGAAAGCUUGUCAUUCAUGGCAGGAAACAGUUGCAUGGUGCAGAGUUCACAAUAAUACCGGACCGCAUUGAAGCUGGUACAUUUGCAGUUGCUGCGGCCAUCACUCGUUCAUGCAUUUCAAUGUCACCUGUCAUUCCUCAUCAUUUAACAUGCAUGAUGAACAGACUUUCAGCUGCUGGUUGCAAGAUUGCACAUAGGGACUCUGUUUUGGAGGUGUCAGCGGUGCCUGCAAUGGUUGGUGGUGAUCUUCAAGGCUUUCAUUUUAAAACAUGCCCGUAUCCUGGUUUUCCUACAGACCUUCAACCCCAAUUUAUGGUACUCCUUGCAACUUGUAAUGGCUCGUGGACUGUGGAUGAAUCUGUUUUUGAAGGCCGCAUGACUCAUGUGAGAGGGCUGCAGAAGCUUGGAGCAAGAAUUCAAGUUUGUGGGAGCUCAGCCUUAGUCCACGGAAAGGACCAUGGAAGCACCUUACGUGGUUCUCGGGUUGUGGCAACUGAUUUAAGAGGUGGGGCAUCACUGGUUUUAGCUGGAAUGGCUGCAGAAGGGAUUACUCAAAUCAUUGGUGCAGCUCAUAUCGACAGGGGUUAUGAGAAUCUAGAGAAGAAGCUUCAUUCUUUAGGAGCUGAUGUUAGAAGAUUUGGAAUUCAGCAGUCAUGAUUGUUGUUUGCUGACCAAAUGAAAAAAGGUCCUAAACGGAAGGUUUUGCAGAAAGCCCUUACUAGGAUUUGAUCUGCUGCCAAAAUGCGAGGUAAGGGCUGUGUAUCAUCACUCGGGGCAGGAAGGAAGCAAAAAUAGUAAACCGCCUAAUCUGUUUUUUUUUUUCCAAGGCAAAUUGGUUCCACAGGAUUAUUCAGUAAUCCCAUUUUGUAGGGGCCAUCUACGCGCAUAUGCCAAUGUUGUGUACAUUUAUCUCCAGUAUUAGAUGCCACGGUGCAUGUGUGGAACGUGGUUGAUCUUGUUCUGAGUCGGAUGAGAAAGGAAGCUGUUGCUUCUUUUAGUUUUCUUGUUUCCCAAGUCUCUUAUCAUUUAUGUGUCACGGUCUGUAACUUCAAAAUCUCAAACGAACAUCUGACCAUUGAAAAUUUUCUUUUCCUCGAGAUUCUUUCA